AUGAAUACUCCAUUAAACCACUCGCCGUCCAUUGAGGAUUUGAAGGCUGUUAUAAUCCGUGCCUUGCCCGACGUAUCCAUCGAGUCUAUCCAACCGCCGCCCACAACUAGGCCGCAAAGAGAUGUUCACAUCAGGAUAUCAGGUAGCAGAACACUUAUGUUGACCAUCCCGCCACAUCAAAUGCUGAGGCUGCUGCGUUCAGAGCAAUGGCUGGUGCUCUCGGAGGCGCUGAUAAUCCCAUGGAUGUGCAGGAGGGCAUUGGAGUACACAACGAAGGACAAAAGGACAUCGAUCUCUUAUCUUAUCGAAACCGAACCAUCACACGACAUUGCAACAAGCCCAACAAACUCAGAAAAAGACUUGAGGCGGGUUGAGACGUCCGAGGGGUCUUUGAUCCGGUACCUUCCCGCCCUAAUCUCGCACUCACCCGCAAGUGAACAGCUGGGAACGGCAUACAACUUGACAGAGCCGCCUCGAGGAGUACCUAUCACUUCUUUGCCGGUUCCUCUUUCCGAGGCAGAAAGGAGUAGGGUGGAGUACCAAAAAGGUCAAUUUAUCAGAUGUAUAUCAAACCUGAAAGAACCAGGUUCGAAGUUUGGAUUAGUUGUCUCUGUCCUUGGGCCACAAUCGUCGUCAUCGGCGGAUUCUAGCGCUGCAGCGGCAAUUGUUGGAUCAGGAGGCGUAAACUCCUGGUCAAAUGCUUUCCUUGCUCUGGUGGAAGGGACGCUCCGGGAUGGCGAAGACCGUGCCGUUACCAUUAGCUAUUCGUCGAUUCGGCAUCAUAUGCAUCGGCUCAGUCAUCUUUUGGAUGCGGUAACACAAUCACGGCUUGUGGUAUUAGACGCCGGCAGUGAUCUCAAUGUGUUGGUCUCAGGCUCGAGACAAAAAGAGGACCAGAAGGAUACACAACCACUAUCAACGGGGGCAACGCAAGGCACACUUUCUCAUACCAAUAUUGCCAAACAGGAUAGCUUGGGCGAUGAAACGAAAGAACCAGGGUCAAAAUACAUUAAGACAAAGAACCCAGAUAGAAGACGGACGGGGAGUCCAGGUGGCGGGAGCGAAACAAAGCAAAGCUAUGACUUUCCCGGAAUGUCAGUUACGGGCCUUCGAGACUGGAGCAACUGCAUUUUUGGUGACCCGCUCAUGACAUCAAUCUUCAGCGAAGACCCAUCUCCUGAGUUUAUUCGCGGCUUUCGACAGCAGCCACCAUCUUCUACGACCUCUUCGGCGUCCACAACAAGUACACCGAGGUUGUCAAGUCCGCCAACUGACGAGAUCAUCGAAGACCGCGAGAACGCAGCUGUUCGUAUCCUGAUGUACGAGUGCUACCACGCCACAGUAUGCCUUGUCAAGCAAUUCUACCGGCCCGCUAGGGCUGACAGCAGCAAGCGCGAAGUAGAAGCUAGGAGGCGCCUGGCAACCGUUCUGAACAAACUAGCGGAGGUCGAUGAGAAUGCGACAAAGAGACAUCGCACAGCAAGUGCGGACAUCUGGCCGGUCAAGAAACCAAAGGCCAGGACCGAGGCACAAGAUUCUGAGUGA
Molecule: messenger RNA, 1545 nt
Organism: Truncatella angustata
Lineage: Eukaryota; Fungi; Ascomycota; Sordariomycetes; Amphisphaeriales; Sporocadaceae
Exons: 1
Coding region: 1-1545 (514 amino acids)
Source: RefSeq, a predicted model, not a curated record